GGGGCUCCUGGCCUGGGGCUUUGGGAGAGGCAGGUGAGGCAGGAGAAUGAACAGUAAGAAAGGGGCAGCCAAAGCUGUAUCAGGGAAGUGGCAGUCAUCACCUCCAGGGCCCAAGCCAAGAGCUGCUGCUGGGAGACCCGGAGAGAAUCGCCAGCCGCAGAGGAAGACAGGCCGGGUGGCGAGAGGACCCGCACCCCCGGAGAUCCCUGAGGCCCCUGCAGGGCCGACUGAGGAGGACCGGGCAGCCGCUCUCAUCCAGCGUGCCUUCCGGCAGCACCUGGCCCGGCAGGAGCUGGCCCGGCGCCGGCAGGAGCGGCAGGACUACCUGGAGCAGAUGGAGAAGCUGCAGAGAGAGGCCUACCUGGCCUUGGUGCGCAGGGAGCAGGAGGCGGCGCGGCGGCAGCGGCAGCAGGAGGAGGCGGCGCAGCGCGAGCGGCAGGAGGAGCUGCGGCGCCGCGGCCGCCUGCUGGACGCCGCCUUCGAAGGAGACCUGGGCGAGAUCCGGGCCGUCCUGCAGGAGGUCAGUGGGGGCGGCGGGCGCGGCGGCGUGGCGGCGCGAAGUGACGCGCUGCUGGCCCGGCAGGUGGAGCAGCUGCUGACCCGCGAGGGCGUGGGCCACGACGAGGAGGGCCGCGCGCGGCGGCUGCGGCGGCGCGUGGCCGCGGUGGAGUGCGAGGACAGCCACGGGAACACGCCGCUGUCCGAGGCGGCCGCGGGCGGGCAGGCCCUGGCCAUCCAGCUGCUGGCCGAGUUGGGCGCCAGCCCCAACAGCAAGGGCGCCUUCGGCCGGACGCCGCUGUACCGGGCAGCCUUCGGGGGCCACCUGCAGGCCGUGGAGGUGCUUCUGAAGCUCGGAGCAGACCCCCGGGUGUACGCGGAGGACGGGAGCACCCCUGAGCAGGUGGCCUCACUGGACACAGUGGCUAGCGUGCUACGGACGUGGGACCUGAGCCUCACGGAGGCCAUGCUCCAGAACAUGGAGGCCGAGCGGCAGCGCCGGGCCCAGGAGGACGAGAGACACAAGGAGGCGGAGGCCCAACGCCUGAGCCUUAGGGUGCAGCAGCUGGCCAAGGAGCAGCACCAGUGCCACAAGGAGGUGAGCUGUGGCCUCUGGCCUCCCUCAAGGGGGCGGGGCAGGGGACUGUGGAAGGACCUCUGCGGGGCUGCUCCCCAGCUGCAGCAGGCCUACUGCGAGCUCAGCCGCAGGAUCGCCGAGCACGACAAGAGCGAGCGGAAGUGCACGGGCAGGACCGCGCUCACGCUGCAGGCCAUCAAGGACUCAGAGGCCCAGGUGGACAGGCUGCGGCAGGAAGCACAGAAGGCGGAGGAGACGCUGGCGAUGGCCAGGCUGGCGCUGCGGGAGCAGACCCAGGAGGAGGAGGCGGAGGCGCCUGGACUGAAGUGCCAGGUCACUGAGCUCCACGACGUGCUGAUGAAGGACGUGGGCGACCGCAUCCGUGCCGAUGGCCGGUGGCCUCUUGUCAUCGACCCUUCUGGCCAGGCGGCCACCUUCCUGCGCUACCAGGACACCAACUACCUGGACGCGGUGAACCCGGAGCACCUGAGGCCUGAGAGAAUGCGACUGGCGCUGCUGGGAGCGCUCAGGUACGGGAAGCCGCUGGUGUUCGACCUGCGGGAGGUGGACCUGUUCCCUGCGGUGCAGCGGCAGCUGGAGGCAGUGCAGCCUGGCCUGGCCCGAGCGCUGCUGAGCCGAGAGCUGCUGGCCGAGGAGCGGUACCUCUCGCUGCUGCGACCCUCCGACGGGCCCGAGUACGAACCCACCCAGUUCCAGGAGGCGCGCCUGGAGCACUUCCGCCUCUUCUUCGUCACCCAGGCCCAGUGGCCACCUGCGGAGCAGCUGCAGGUGCUACUCCCCGUGCGGGUGGACCUGCCCCGCCCAGGCCUCUGAUCUGCACCCAAUAAACAGUGCUGGGGUGACAGGUCUGUGACUGAGUGGGCAGCUGUCGACCCGCCAUAAACACUGGGAGGCCCCCAAGCAAUCAGGCAGGUGAAGCACCACAGAGGGAGGUGGCGUGGGCAGGCACACCUAGGCACCAGCCCUGCUGGGCAGACCAGCGCCGAGGGCAGGUGGGCGGAUGGACGGACACAGGCGGGUAAAAUGUAGUCAAUUUUAUUCUCCUUAAACCACAAAAUAGAGUCUUUGGUUGUACAAACAUCACUAGUUACAGUCUCGCCAAGAGAACCCGGCCUGGGGCGGGGCAGUCAGUCACAGCCAGGCUCCAAGGAGCUCUUCAAAAUCUAACACCCAGGUUAAAAGGCUUGGGGCAAGGGUAGCGCUGGAGCUGGCAGGGCCCCCACCCCAAGUCCGGGGAGGCCCUGCCCCCCUAGGAGGGCACAGGACCCAGACCCCGGCGCCCAGGCCGCAUGGGACGUCGGCUGCUGCACAGCGUCAUGUCUUCGGGGCCCACAGCACUGGGGGAGGGCCUGCCUAGGAGCACCAGGGCCACCUCUCCAUCCUCCUCCUGUGGGCCUGGGGGUGGCGGCAGGGAGUGAGCCCAGGGUGACCGGGCACCCUGGGACCUCAUGCCCAGCCCAGCACCAACUCACCAGGGCUAGGAGUUGGUUCCAAAGACCUCAGAUCCUCAACAAAAUCUGGCGACUGUGAUGGGGAGAGGGGCUGGUCAGGGCUGGUCCAGACCUGCCUGAAACCACCCUGGUCCACCCUGGUGGACCUGGCUGGGCUCCCGGGCUCUGAGGCCCACAGAGCCUGC
Messenger RNA from Sciurus carolinensis (gray squirrel), 2732 nucleotides. RefSeq names its product IQ motif and ankyrin repeat containing 1 (gene Iqank1). The transcript has 12 exons. Gene Ontology annotation, cellular component: nucleus; cytoplasm. Gene Ontology annotation, biological process: regulation of barbed-end actin filament capping. Bases 47 to 1909 code for a protein of 620 amino acids. Gene Ontology annotation, molecular function: protein binding. NCBI's taxonomy places the organism in Eukaryota, Metazoa, Chordata, Mammalia, Rodentia, Sciuridae. The record is from RefSeq and is a predicted model, not a curated record.